UGUCACUGGCGGUUGUGCUGUGCAAACGUCACACAGUGACCCGCUUCAUCAUAUCCAUCUGAUUUCACUCUAAACGCAACCUUGACCACCCUCUCGACACGACUACCCCCGACCACAUAGCCAACUAGCCCAAAAUGCAGGCGAUUAAGUGUGUUGUCGUUGGUGACGGAGCUGUCGGCAAAACAUGUCUCCUUAUCUCUUACACUACCAACGCCUUCCCGGGCGAAUACAUCCCCACCGUGUUCGACAACUACUCUGCCAAUGUCAUGGUUGACGGCAAGACAAUUUCCCUUGGGCUGUGGGAUACCGCCGGACAGGAAGAUUACGAUCGACUUCGCCCAUUGUCCUACCCCCAGACCGACGUAUUCUUGAUUUGCUUCUCAUUGGUCAGCCCGCCGAGUUAUGAGAACGUUAGGACCAAGUGGUACCCCGAGAUAUCCCAUCACGCGCCGUCGACAUCCAUCGUGUUGGUUGGCACCAAGCUCGACUUGCGUGAAGACCCUGCUACUAUCGAGAAACUCAGGGACAGGCGCAUGGCCCCCAUCCAAUAUCAACAGGGUGUUGCUAUGUCGAAAGACAUUGGUGCUGUGAAGUACUUGGAGUGCUCAGCUUUGACGCAGAAGGGGCUCAAGACUGUGUUUGAUGAGGCGAUUCGAGCAGUCUUGAACCCGCCCGUCCGUCCCAAGCCCAGCAAGGGAAGCAAUUUCCCUGCACCUCCUUCCUCUGUUCCGUCAUCUCCGUCCUCGGCAGGGUUCGCCUCUGUCGGCUCGUUCGUCGGUCGUUCACGACGGGAUGGCUCUCCUGCGCCACGCUCCGUUGGCAGUGGUUUGCGCUACAGAGAGGACUCUUACGGGAACAUUACACCUUCUGACUGGCAUGAAGGUGCUAGCUCUAUCGACGUCGAUGCUACAGAGCAUUCACUCCUUUCCACCUCAUUCAUUACAUCCCUGCUACGCGAUGCGGACGAUCUUGAUUCCACUCGCCACGUUUCGCGGGCUUCGCUUGCCCCUAGCGACAUUUCCGAAAUGACAUAUCCUCCCCCGAAAAUGGGCAUGUCACUGCGCAACCCCCCUCCUCGACCAUUUGGUAGCCGGGUACCUCCGUCUUCGUUUCAGCCUAUCCCCGAAUCGACGGGUACAGUCUCCGAUGCCGACGACGAGUCUGUGUACUCUAAUCAAGACCCGGUCGUGAGCACUGCCAACAUCUCGCGGCCAAAUCGGGGGACGCACGUCGUCAGCGUUGCUCAUGCUACUGUGCGGAAUGUCAAGGGCCUCUCAUACGGCCUUAGGGACGAUGUCACCGACUACGUGCCAACGUACUCGCCGCCAGCCUCGACACCUUCUUUUGCAUCACCUCGUCCGCGCAUGCAACCAGAACCUCCCCCCGAACAUCGGCAAUCGACGCAUUCGACCAAGUCAGCACGAAGCAUGGUUCCGUCAUUCAUAUCUAGCCUCAACUUCCGUCGGAUGUUUUCGCGGAAGCCGCUGCCCCCCGUGCCGAGGCUGCCGGACGCCAGGGAAGUAGAGUCGAAACACCAAGACGAAUCGGCCUCAAUUUCCCGGUUAUUGUUGCGAUCAGAUGCGCUGCGGGUGGCUUUGGAUGAUCAGAGUCCACACAACAGCUUCAAAGGACCACGAUUGGUGCCAACAUAUGACAGCGAGCAGCAUUCUGGAGUGCCUGCGGGAUGGACACAGCAGAUCCCGUCGAGUUCGAUGGCGAAAUCCGAGCAGCAGCAAAGGCAGCGGAAAAAACGGUUAUGGAUCGUCGUUCUCGUGCUGAUGCUUCUUGCGCUGGGUGCGAUUGGCGCCGCUGUCGGCGUGGUCUUCAGUAACCGGGGCAAACGAAAAACGCUGUGCAGCGGCAAUUUGGCUGGCGUGGCGUGUGACAUAGAUGCGACCUGCGUCUUGACGCUAACGCCGACAAUGAACGAGCUCUUUGGCUCCAACUUUACAACAGAAGACGUCUUCGCGUGGAUUUGGACAGUGCAAGGAACAAUCACCGCCCCGAAUUGUGCUGCCCAAGCCGUCCUUGUCGAUGUUGGGGCCGUCCCUUCCCUGACCAAGUUCUCAAAUCGAACCUCAUGGGCUCAAGCUGCACUGCUGUGGGAUCUCCAGUCUCUGAACAACACGGGCCUGCGAGAUUUCGUCCUCGGCGCUCCCUGGGACACCCUUUCGAGUGAUGGCAUAGUUGACAGUUCUCCAUCCCAAUUCUCAACUGUCUCGAAUGGUUACCAGUUCGAUUUUGCGAAGCAGUCAUUGACUGCUCCCCCCGUCGCUUUUGCAAGCAAUUCUUCGGCGUCCUCUGGGCAAGUCGCCGAAGUCUCUGAUACCAGACCCCUAGACCGGAUGUAUAGUUUUGCUGCUGCUGCAUCAAAGCAAUACGAGGGCCUGUUACGUGCCUACUGGGUGACCAAUCUACAGCGGCCAGCGACCACGCUACCCCAGUUUGUGGCUGCCUUCAAAGCCCUUGCGAUCUCUCAUGGCCAACUCUCCAAGUUUCCCACCUCCCAUUGCGUGUUAUCCCGGCCUAUCCGCCCAGCAGCUGGCCAGUGUGAACACGCUGGAAACAGUAUUUGGACUGCCCCGGCCACAUCCGCCCCUUCUUUCGACUCUUCCUGCUUCUCAACCCGACCUGUCUACGGUGUGCUGGAUGUCUUGCGACUGCGUUUGCCAUUUGCAGAUUCGAGGAUCAAUGUGUCCAGACAAGCCGUGGCCCUUCAGCCUGAUGUUGCUCCUCGUGCGGUGGUCUACAGUGGGGAGGCCCUGAGUGCUUUCCCUGGAACACCCAACAUUGGCGGCGCAGGCAUUCUCCAGGACCCCAACCAGUACGGAACUCUGGAUGCCAUGAACCAUGUCAUUCUCCAAUACCUAAGCUCCAUGCCCCCACUGGUAGCCCGGGCCGUGGCGGAUUUCGUCUUGUCGAAUUCCGACAGUCCUCCGACUUCACCGGUCCUCGCCAACGCCGCCAUUCCCGCCGUCGAGGUUGCCGUUUUCGGUACAUUCGCCAAGCCUGAUCUGCAGUCUGCAGUUUCGGCUUUCACCGAUUCAGCAGGUGCUCUUGUCUUCGGCUCUGCCGUCGGCGAAUCUUUCCGGAAUUGGGCUAUUCCUGCGACAGGGAACAUCUCCUGGACCCAGUCCAGCAAUUCUUCCGAGGUUGUCCGGGACACCUCAUUCACAGAUGUCACUUUCAAUGAGACUGUCGGAAACGAAAGCUUAAAUGGUCAGUCCGGAAACGCCCCCGGCGGAACCUCAGCUGAGAAUCUUCGCAGCGAUGCCAAACGCCCCAUUUGCUCCACGUGUGCCCGUUCGCAUGCUCACGCCGUGGCGCACUCGAAUCCCGCGACGCAAGCGAAGAUUCCGCCUACUCCCGAGUGUACAUUCGACGAGGGUCAACCAGCUUUCCACCACGCGCAGAUUGAGGAUGUUGACCCGUGCUCAGUGAUCGAACCGCCUUUGCCCACUGAUCCGUCGCAGAAUCGGUAUGAGAGCCUGGAGAAUCGGAUUCAGGAACUGGAGGCGCUCCUCAGAGAGAAGAACACCCAGAGUUCUAGCCUAGGAUCGUCGUCGGGAACCCCGUCCAUCAAUGGUGCUAGCUCUCUAUUCGGAAACGAUCUGCUGCGCAAUGGCAUCUCAAGCAGCCCGCCGACAUUCGACGAACCCAUGCAGCCGAUCCGAAACUCGGCGUCCCCGGGUAGCUCACCGAGGUCUGGGAAAGGGAUGGAGGUUGUGUGGACAAACUACCCUGUCGGGCUUCCUGGCGUGGAGCUGCUGCGACAUCUCGUGGAUGUUUUCUUCGUCUUCCACCCGCAUGCCAAUCGCGUCAUCCACUAUCCCAGUUUCAUGGCAUCAUUGGCGCUAUCUCCGAAUCACCCCAAGUUCCCGGUCGCCCCCUUGCUCCAUGCCAUUUGCGCACUGGGAUCCCUGUAUACUGCUGCAGUCACGUCGCCUCCGCUGCCCAACUUCAUAUCCGAGUCGCCCGAUGAGAUAUUCACGCAGCGAAAUCGGAUCCUCGACUCAAGGCCAGAUUCGUUUGCGGAACAGCAGGCGAAAUUUGCUCGCGAAACUGCGGAUCACAUGGAGUCGAUCGGAGACAAGCUGUUUGAGCAGCUGCAAGCUCGAACCAUCCUUACUGGUAUUACUGGUCGCAUUCCAAUCCAUUCGAUAACACAUUCCGUUCGGCCUGCUUCGAUAAUCGUACCAGCCAGUACAGUUGUCGAGGACGAGACAAGACGAAAUGUGUUCUGGCUGGCUUAUUGCACAGAACGGCUGCACGGUGCUGGAAACGGCUGGGCUCUGAGUAUGGACGACCAAGACAUUUCACAGCUACUUCCUGUUCGCGGAGACCAUUUCGAAAAGGGCGUGUUGGCUGGCCUGCCUGAGCGGCAAUGGGCGCACGGGCGUGACUUAUUGCUUGUUCACCCGGAGGAACAGACGGAUUCCUUCGUCCUAUACGUCAAAGCAGUGAUGAUCAUAUCGAAAGUCAAGGCAUUCAAUUUCCGGUUUCGUUCCAAGUACUUCUUCGGCGACGCUUCUGUGAUGUCCCCACAUUCAGAACCCAUCGAUCCCAUGGAGCCUGUGGAUCCCAGCUAUGUCGCAUGCUUGAUGCCUCAUGUGGCACUGAUAUUGUUGCACGACCCCCAUGCCAAAAUGAAUCGCAAGGGUUGCAUAUCUGCCCUCAAAAUCAUUACGGCUGCACACGCCAUCCUGGAUUUGAUUUACAAUGUCUGCAGCACGAGCUUCGAUGUCACGUUGCUGGAACCGUUCUGUGCGUUCUGUUGGUUCAUCGCUGGACGUGUUAUUCUGCGCUUCUUGCAAGCUGCCAUUGACGCACAGGACACUGACAACAUUGCGACCUUCCGCUCUGAGCUCGAUUUCAUAGAGGCGGCCAUCGCACGAAUCGGGCAACGGGUCCCUUUAGCGUUCCGGUAUGCGAGAAUGCUGAGUGAUCUAGUUCAGAAUCGUUGUGCGUCGUCGUCCGGUGCCUCUUCGGAUCUCGUCUUCCCUCGUGCCCAGCACCCUAUCUGCGACGAUAUGUUGCGGUAUUCCCAGCAGCCAGAUGUUAGUCUGCACGAAAGUCUGGGUCUCCAGGCUACGGCUGGAACGUUCAUGGCCGUUACAUGA
Messenger RNA from Mycena citricolor, 5120 nucleotides. The record is from the annotation of a GenBank genome assembly. NCBI's taxonomy places the organism in Eukaryota, Fungi, Basidiomycota, Agaricomycetes, Agaricales, Mycenaceae.